Molecule: messenger RNA, 4841 nt
Organism: Polistes canadensis
Lineage: Eukaryota; Metazoa; Arthropoda; Insecta; Hymenoptera; Vespidae
Gene: SWIP
Product: WASH complex subunit 7
Exons: 8
Coding region: 199-4635 (1478 amino acids)
Biological process (GO): endosome organization; endosomal transport
Cellular component (GO): endosome; WASH complex
Source: RefSeq, a predicted model, not a curated record
UUGAUUAAAUUGAAGUUUGUAUUAGUUGGCAAUACUGUUUGUAGUAAUGUGUCAAAACUGUGUUGUUAUGUGUCAAAGUAUGUAAAAAAAGUGUACAAUUAAAAGAAAAAGAAUAGUAUAUAGUAUAAUUAAUGUAUUUAGUCGAAUGAUAUAGAUUUAUAUUUAAAUUUGUAAUAGUAAUAAACAAUUUUGUAACUAAUGAUGAUUGAAUCGUCAUCGUGGAAUUCGAAAAAAGAUGAAACCAUAUACAAAGCUGCCGGCUCCAUGCUAUUACGAAAGUAUGGACAAUUUUUUGAAACACUGGCCGAUAGAUUUUGGUUAAAUGAUUCGACAUUGGAAUAUUUUAUGGAAGGUCCUAUUAGACUUGUCUAUCAAACUGUCGAAGAUGUCAGCAUUAUAUCAUUGGUAGAAAUGGAAAGCAAAGAUUUGUCUAAGCUACUAGCUGCUGUUGCAGGAACAUGUAGAGAAAUAAGACUGCUAAAAAAAGAAGCUAAUACUUUCUAUGCUAAACUCUUUGCGCUAAGCGAAAAGAGUCUGGACAACGAACUAAAAAACGCUGCUAGCUUUUUAUCAGAUCUUCAAUCUUUAUCAACUUUUGUAAAUAGAAUAAUGACAGUUUUACAAUUAACUACGCAACAGCUAUGCAGUUUGGCCAGAGGAUCCCAUGAGAUAUAUUUGCCUGCUUUGAUAGAACACUUCAUCGAUUUGUUUGUACUUCUUGUAAUAUUUGACGAAAUUAUCGAUGCGCACCCGUGGAUAUCGGGUUAUUGUACUAAGUACAAGAUGAAUAUAUCUUUCGUAAGGUGUAAUAUGAAACAGUUUGAAAUAUCUGAAACUAAACUUAAUAUGCUUGAUAAAUUGCUCAAAGAUUUGAAGGAACAGUUGUUGGGGAAAACUGUGUUUUUUAAAGCACUCGAAUAUGUAAUGGAUGUAAAUAAAGGUCUGAUUAUGAACGAUCAAAUUGUUAAUUAUUUGAAAAACUUGAUGUCAGACGUCGAGAGUAAAUCUAACGACAAUGCUGCAUUGAAUAAAAAUUGGAUUAGAGCUAACGUCGGUGUCGUCGUAGUAACUAAAUUAUUUGGAAUCUGUGAUAAGAAAUUAGUUAAGCGGAUAAACGAAACUAACAAAAAGUUUUACGCUGUAACAUUAUUUAGAAAUAUCAUUUGGAUACCCAGUAAAUUUUUACAUGAAUUCUUACCAAAGGAAGUUGGAAGUGCUGUUAGUUCACAAAUAGGUACAAAAAUUCUUUUAAACAGAACACAAAAAUUAUCUGUUACCAUUAAUGUUUUAAUAAAUAAAGCUAUGACGUGGUGCUUAGAGAUGCAGAACAUUUUAAAGAAAGGUAGUCUUCAAAUUUCUGACAUAGGAGACAAGCGUAUAUUACUUACUGAUAUAAUAACGUUAUUUGGACAAAUUAAAGAAAUUAUAUCUUUUAUAACUAAUCUGCACGCUAAUCUGGCCAAACCUAUGAAUCGUAACACGGUUAAACAUAUUUGUAAACUUAUAGAAAUACAGAAAUCUCUUCAAACAUGGUUUUAUAUAUUGGGUCCAGUUGUGGUGCGAUCACAAGAUCAAGUCUUACAAUAUCUCAGUUAUUAUAUUUUAGUCAUACUCGUAACAGCUAGAAAAGGCUUGAUUCAAAAAGAUAGAGGCUAUAGCAAAGAAAGACUUGAUGCAUUAUCGUUAAUAGGACUAAGUAUACGCCUAAUGAGUGGCCCUAUUAGCGCCGAUGGAAGAUUAAUAGUCAGAUGUGCACUUGCGUGUGCCAGUCAAUUGACGGAAACUUUCAAAGAUGAGGAUAUAAUAAAACUCAAAUUUUUGUUAGAUAAUUAUGAUAUCUUUGCAGAACUUCAAGACAAUGUUGAUGAACUUUGCGAUUAUUCGGUAUUGUUUCAUCAUAGGAAAAUGAUACCCGCAUAUCUUUCUUCUAUUAUUCAAGAAAAUAUCAACAUCAGUCAUCUGGCAAAUUUUUUUGGUGCAUUUGAUAACGUUAUAGAUCAAGAAGAAUUAUCUGACACGAAUGAACAACUAAUUAAAGAUUUAAGAGAAGAUUUACUUAAAACGGUAUUAGAACCAGCUUGUCGUGAAAUUGAAACAAGCCUACGACUUCACGUAUAUGCACACUUGGAAUUGGAUUUCCGUAUUCCGAUUUUGGAGGGUGUUAAAGAUGGUGGAAGAAUAGUACAUUCAUUGCCAUUACCUUUAGUUGAUACUAUGAUAUAUGCUAAAAGGUUUGUCGAACAUUAUCUAGAUGAUAUGUUUUAUAAUCUCACGACAGUGGCAUUGCAUGAUUGGAAAACUUAUAGAACUAUGCAUGCUCUGGCUAAGUACAAAUUAAAUCUCGAUACUGUACAAAAUCAUUUGCCUACGCAAACUUUGGAGCAAGGUGUAGAUGCUUUGGAAAUUAUGAGAAAUAUCCAUGUCUUUGUAUCCAAGUAUUUAUACAAUUUGAAUACGCAAACAUUUAUAGAACACACGAGUAACAAUAAACAUUUAAAUACCAUCGGUAUUCGUCAUAUAGCCAAUUCUAUAAGAACUCACGGAACUGGUAUUAUGAGUACUACCGUCAAUUUUGUCUAUCAAUUUCUUAGUGUUAAAUUGCAAACAUUUACGCAAUUUAUGUUCGAUGAACAAAUUAAAUCCAGAUUGAUGCGAGAUAUAAGAUUUAUCAAAUCUCAACGAGAAAGUGGAGCCAUACCAUACACCUACGAGAGAGCAGAAAAAUUUCAAAAAGGAAUAAGAAAAUUGGGAAUGACUCCCGAUGGAUUAAGUUACUUGGAUCAAUUUCGUCAAUUGAUAACUCAUAUUGGAAAUGCUCUUGGAUACGUACGAUUGAUUAGAUCUGGUGGAUUACAUGCUAGCUCAAACGCGGUUUCGUUUCUACCGGAUAUUCGUUCGAAUAUGUCCUUUGAAACGAUGUGUAAGAAUUUAAAUUAUAACGAAACAACGCAGGCUGCGGCUAAACGUUUGGAGGAUGACAUUGGAAACUUGGUUCACAAUUUUACGGAAGGCAUGCAUUAUUUUAAAUUACUCGUUGAUGUAUUCGUAUCCACUUUUCGAGAUCCUAAAUGGCAUCAUUUGCAAAGAUUCUACGCUAUUGUACCACCGUUGACAUUGAGUUUCGUCGACAAUGCGGUAUCAAAUAAAGAAAAGAUGUUUAAAAGAAAUCAAACUGGUGGAGCUUUUACAGAUGACGGUUUUGCAAUGGGAGUGGCAUAUAUAAAUGCACUUCUUGAUCAAAGCGCCGAAUUAGAUGCGUUGCAUUGGUUUGAAACUGUUGAAAAUCAUAUCAACGCUGAAAAUAAAGACGAUCGUGGCGAUGAAAAGUUGCAACAAACCAGGGCACUAACUAUGAAACGUUUAGGAGAAAGAAGUGCUGAAUUUCAGUUAUUGUAUUAUAGCCUUUCUGGUGCAAGGGUGUUCUUUAAACAACCGGACUCAUACAUUAUAGGUUUAAAUGAAUUAGCAUUAUCGGCAUUGCAUCACUAUCAUUUAUCUACACAAACGAUUCUUCCGGAUCUAGAAGAUCAUCACACGAUGCUGUCGGAGUAUGUUGUAUAUUCUAACCCAUAUAUUCACGUUCAAUUAGUUUUAAACGAUAAUAAUAUGGAUGACUGUAUUCUUGAUUUAAAGAAAUUAUUUUUUUGUUGUGCUCCAAUAAAUAAUCUCGUACAAGUGUUCCAGAAAUUGAAAGAAAAAGAAAAAGUAAUUAGUAUUGACGUUCAAAAGAAAAUUCUGGACAAUACAGUGAAUCAUAUUUUGAUUAAACGAUAUCCUGUUAAAUAUUCCUAUCAGAGAGCAUUUACAAAGUUAUUAAUAGAUGAGUUAGAUUCAAAUGGUGAGGAGAUUGACGAUGACGUUUAUUCUUUGUAUUGUAAUUUCAUUUUGUUUCCUGGAAAGGAUUUGCAUUAUCGUCACUUUUUACAAAAACAUGGUGAUUUAAAAUUUAUAACAUUAAAAGAAAGUAUAAAUAUCGUAUCCAAAGGGACAACUGGUUUAUGCGUUUGGCAGGGUGCUUUACAUCUGGCAGAAUGGUCUUAUAAAAAUAGGAAUCAAUUUAGUGGGAAAAAUAUCUUAGAACUUGGAUGUGGAGUUGGAUUAACUGGUUUGAGUAUUAUCAAUGCUUGUUCGCCCAAGCAAUAUGUAUUUUCAGAUUGCCAUGAAAGUGUUUUAGAUAUUCUUUGUGAAAAUGUGAGAUUGAAUUUACUACCCGUAUUGCAAGACAAAGUAUCUAAUGAAAUUUGUACGUUAAAUGAUAGGACGCAGUUACACAUCAAAUAUAAUCAUUCGGAUGUUAAAGUAAUAGAUUUGAAAUGGGAAGAUAUAGAAAAUUAUACAAAGGAAGAUCAUACAGUUUACGACGUCAUCUUAGGCGCGGAUAUUCUUUACGAAAGCACUUCGUUUUAUUCAUUAAUUAUUGGAUUAAAUAGUUUCUUAACGUCUAAUAAUUAUGCCAUCAUUGCCGCGACUAUUCGUAACGAAGACACUGUAAAAAAAUUUCUCGAUCAAUUAGGAAAGCAUGAUCUUACCUACCUGGAAUGUGACAUACCAGAACAAACAAUUUCAAUCGAAUCGAAUCAUGCACCUGUAAAGAUACUGAAGGUAUAUAAAAAAAAUUGCAAUCAAAUCGAAUGAAAGUGUGUACGAGAAAAUAUUUUAACGCUCGAAUAUUACGUUCGUCUUCUUAUCAUAGCGAUCAAGUAAGAAAUAUAUAUAUUCAUUUUUUAUUAAACCAUUAGUUAGAUUUACUCCUAGUGUUUUUUUAAUGGUAAUCUUUCCUAUUUAUAUAAAUAACAAAUCUUGCGUUAAAAAUAUUUAUAAAAGUAUUAAACGAUAACUGA